This is a messenger RNA of Hemicordylus capensis (graceful crag lizard), 2580 nucleotides long. Its product is annotated as zinc finger protein with KRAB and SCAN domains 7-like. Lineage: Eukaryota; Metazoa; Chordata; Lepidosauria; Squamata; Cordylidae. The coding region runs from base 452 to 2026 and encodes 524 amino acids. Gene Ontology annotation, biological process: regulation of DNA-templated transcription. The record is from RefSeq and is a predicted model, not a curated record. The transcript is spliced from 6 exons.
GCGGUCACUUCCGGUUCACAUUCGACUAGUGCCUCAUCACGAAGAGGCUCUCUAUCUUCCGAACGGAUUGUGCUGUUCAGUCUCAGAGGGGAAGGGGAUCGUCGGCGGGGGCAGAGUCUCUUGCAGAGCAAUGUUCCUUCCUGCCCUGCCUGGUGCAUUUCCUCGGGGUGGAGCUGGAGGCCUUUCUUGAGGGAGCCAAGAAUCCCCACGUUCCUGCUUCUAUACGGAGCUCCUGGAAGCUCCCUGAAGAAGGAGCUGGAGCUUCCACGCCUUUUCUGUGAAGGGAAGCCAAGCGACCCUUGUCUUCUCACCCCAUCUGAUUUGGUCUCCUGCUCCUACUGGAGAAGAUCCAUGACAUGGAAUCUUGGUGGCUCAGAUCUUCAUCCCUAGGAAGAGAACAAGGAGAUACUUUUUAUCUUGCUGGGAGGCUGCCUUGGAGCACAGAUUAAAGAUGGGAAAGGAAGACUUAGUUGGCUGCAAGGCAGGAGACAGCCCUGAGGCCAGCCAAGUGGGGAGCACUGAGGAAUUCUGGGAAAGGGCCAAGCAGAAGAUGCUGGUUGAGGACAUGAGGAGCUCAGAGGCCCAGCGCCUGUGCUUCAGGCAGUUCUGCUACCAGCAGGCCGAGGGCCCCCGAGAAGUUUGCAGCAGACUCCAUGCCCUUUGCUAUCAAUGGCUGAAGCCGGAAAGCCACAUGAAAGCUCAGAUCCUGGACCUGGUGAUCCUGGAGCAGUUCCUGACUGUCCUGCCCCCAGAAAUGGAGAUCUGGGUCAGAGAGUGUGGAGCGGAGACCAGUUCCCAGGCAGUGGCCCUGGCAGAAGGUUUCCUCCUGAGCCAGGCAGAGGACAGGGAGCAAGAAGAACAGCAGAUGCAAGGACUGUUGUCGGAAGCAGCCCCUGACUUCCCUGGGGCAGAGAAGGUUCUGUUGCACCCUGGGCAGAGGCCGUGGUCCAGGGGGAUCUCACAGGAGGGUGAUGGAGGUGCCACCUUGCUGAAUGCUGGAAUGACACUACCAAUGCAGUCUCAGCCAUCUGUUUCUAGUGGAGUGGAAGAAGCUUCGAGACAAGCAGAUCAGGGCCAGGUGACCUUUGAGGAGGUGGCUGUGCAUUUCACGGAGGAGGAGUGGGCUCUGCUGGAUCUGGACCAAAGGGCUCUGCACAGGGAAGUCAUGCAGGAGAAUUGUGGGAACGUUGCCUCUCUGGCAGGUGACUGUUGGGAGAGGAAGAAUGAAGAGAAACCUAGCAGAAGAUUGUUGGGAGGUGUGAGAUGGAAGAGAGAACAAGAGAAGGAAACGGAAAGGAACAACAGAACAACAGAAGGAAGCGGAGAGAACAAAACGGAAGGAAAAGAGAAGAACAGGAACAGAUCAUCCACUUCUCAACAUGGUGAUGUCCAUAAAAUCAGAAUCCAAAAAACAGUGCAGAAAGAAACAGAAAGAAGCCUGUGCCCUCUGAGUAGGAAAAGCUUCAUUUCUGAACCAAACUUCCAACCUCAGUGGGAAAUUUACAUAGGGGAGAAAAAAUAUAAAUGUUUGGAUUGCGGAAAGAGCUUCAGCCGGAGCGGAAAUCUUACUUUACAUCAUAGAAUCCACACUGGGGAGAAACCAUAUAAAUGCUUGGAGUGUGGAAAGAGCUUCAGUACAAAGGGACAACGUACUAACCAUCAAAGAAUCCAUACUGGAGAGAAACCAUAUACGUGCUUGGAGUGUGGAAAGAGCUUUAGCGAAAGUGGAAAACUUACUAGACAUCAUAGAACUCACACUGGAGAGAAACCAUAUAAAUGCCUGGAGUGUGGCAAUAGCUUCACCCAGAGUGCAACACUUACUAGACAUAAAAGAAUCCAUACUGGGGAAAAACCAUUUAAAUGCUUGGAGUGUGGAAAGAGCUUCAAUGGCAGUGGAGUACUUAAUAGACAUCAAAGGAUCCACACUGGAGAAAAACCAUAUAAAUGCUUAGAGUGUGGAAAGAGCUUCAGUGACAGUUGGCAGUGUACUAGUCAUCAAAGAACUCACACAGGAGAAAUCACAUAAAUGCUUUGAGUGUGGAAAGAGCUUCAGGUGAAUCGUAAAUCUCACUUUACAUCAAAGGACUCUGCAUGGGGAAAUGGACGAUUAUAUUUGUGUGUGAUGGAGAGAGAGAGGGCUGAGGAAAUGUUGGCUCAGUUUAUCAGCCAGACAAAUUAUUUUACUCAAGCUAUGUGGGUACAUUGCUCAUCAGGGCUUUUUUCACUUGUCAGGCAUCAUUUUUCACUCGUCACAGACUAGUAGACUAGUGGAUUUCUGCAGCCCUCCCCAUUUGUCUCGUUCCCUUUCCUGACCCCAAUCCACUAUGGGAACCCAAACUUGUUUGGGUUCAACAUCUUAAUCCUCUCACUAUUCUUACAAUUCUCUGUACUGUCUCCCCACUCUUUCUAUACCCAAUUUGGUUUCUAAUGAAAUGUAGUUUUAAUUUUAAUCUGUUUUUAAAUGGGGGUUUUGAAAUAAAAAAAAUACAUUUUUUUAAAUGUAUACUACCCUGAGCCACUCUAAGAAGGGCAGCAUAUAAAUCUAAUGAAUGAAUGAAUAAAAUAUAUUCCUGACAGCAA